UCGCAGGGCUCGGGGCUGCGGGAGCAGCGGCGCCUGGAGGCACGGCGAGCCCCGAGGCGGGGCCGGGGAUCCCGCAGCCACCGCCCGCUCCCCCCGGCUCGGCGGCAGCCGCCCGCAGCUCCCCGCCGAGCAACGUUUCAUUUCACCUUUUCUGGGAUGGAGAUUUCUUCUCAUCAGUUUCACCUCUUGCAGCAACUAAAUGAGCAGCGCAGGCAGGACUUGUUCUGUGACUGCAACAUCCUGGUGGAGGGCAAGGUCUUCAAAGCCCAUCGCAAUGUGCUGUUUGCCAGCAGUGGCUACUUCAAAAUGCUCCUUUCGCAGAGCUCGAAGGAGACGAGUCAGUCCACCACAGCCACUUUCCAGGCCUUUUCUCCUGACACCUUCACAGUUAUCCUGGAUUUUGUGUAUUCAGGCAAACUGUCCCUCACUGGUCAGAAUGUGAUCGAAGUCAUGUCAGCCGCCAGCUAUCUGCAGAUGACUGAUGUGAUCAGCGUGUGUAAAACCUUCAUCAAGUCGUCGCUGGACAUCAGUGAGAAGGAGAAGGAUCGCUACUUCAGCCUGUCAGACAAAGAUGUGAGCUCCAACGGCGUGGAGCGAUCCUGUGUGUACAGCGGAGGGUGGAGGGCGGAGAGCAGCCCCCCACAUCCCCACUCCAGCCCAGACCCUGGGACUUGCAUGAUGGGCGGCAACGCUUGGAGCAAUUUCAACUAUUACCCCAGCUCUCAAAGAAAUGCCCAGCAGCAGCAGCAGCAGCAGCAGCAGCAGCUGUCCAAACACGAGCAGCGGCAGGAUUCCAUCAAGAAAUCCCGGCACCUGGGGCUGCAGCAGCCUUCAGACAUCCCCCACUAUAAAUCGAGCAAGCUGGAGGACAGGGCCGCCGAGCCCGCCGGCCACGCCGCGCCGCCCGAGGAGCAAGUUCACAUUGACACCGAGGUGGAAGCUCCUCCUCACGUGGGUUACCAGUUCAGCCAGGGCGCUGAGGUGAUGCCCAGGGCCUUGGCUGUGUCGCAGCAGGAGCACGAGUCACCCCGCUCCUCCAGCAAGUCCAAGUCCUCCAAAGCUGAGGAGCAGUAUGGGAGCAUGCCCUCCAUCCUGGGAGUCAUGGGCAACUGGGCUGAAGAUGACCUGGCCAGGAUGAGGUUCAAGUGUCCGUUCUGCAGCCACGUGGUGAAGAGAAAAGCUGACCUGAAGCGUCACCUUCGCUGUCACACGGGAGAGCGGCCGUACCCCUGCGAGGCGUGUGGGAAGAGAUUCAGCAGGCUGGAUCACCUCAGCAGCCAUUUUCGAACUAUCCACCAGGCGUGCAAGCCCAUCUGCAGGAAGUGCAAGCGGCACGUGACGGAGCUGACGGGCCAGGUGGUGCAGGAGGGCACGCGGCGCUACAGACUGUGCAACGAGUGCCUGGCAGAGGCCGGCAUCGACAGCAUCCGCAUUGACUUGGAGGCCGAGGCACCUCUGGAGUUCCCCCAGGACGGGGACAAGGACUCCAGGUGGCACUACGGGGAGGACAACAGGUCUGACGUGGAGAUCGUGGAGGACGGCUCCAACGACUUGGUCAUCCAGCAGGUGGAUGACAGCGAGGAUGAAGCGGAGGAGAAGGAAGUGAAACCAAACAUUAGGUAGUUGGAAGACGAGGAUUGGGAGUUUUGUGGAAGAGGGAGGAGGAUGUACUGUGAGCAAAUGCCCUCUGCCAGCUGAUCCUACAGGGACACGUGGUUGAACAGGUCCAGACUUGCAUGUAUUUAUGGACACGUCAUUGAGGCCAUGCUGGUUUGUUAGCAGAACCCCCGUGUGUUGUUUGGUUAAAAAAGAUCCAUCCUAAAAUUAUGGAUAAACAAGGAAACUGCAGAAUUAGUGGAUAAUUUUUAUAGCAGGACCCCCAUGUUGUUUGGUUAAAAAAGAUCCAUCCUAAAAUUAUGGAUAAACAAGGAAACUGUAGAAUUAAGUGGAUAAUUUUUAUAGCAGAACCCCCAUGCGUUGCUUGGUUAAAAAAGAUCCAUCCUGAAAUUAUGGCUAAACAAGGAAACUGCAGAAUUAAGUGGAUAAUUUUUAUAGCAGAACCCCCAUGCGUUGUUUGGUUAAAAAAGAUCCAUCCUGAAAUUAUGGCUAAACAAGGAAACUGCAGAAUUAUGUGAAUAAUAAGUUUUAUAGCAGGCAAUGGGGCACAUCUCAAAGCCUCUUGCAAGGAGGUUUAAAUACUUUUAAAAAGUCACAGAUUAUUGUAAAUUGCUCAUUUUUUACACUUGCAGAGAGAUGGGGUUUAUAUCACUGGGCUAUAAACAAAGUGUAAAACCCCCACACCAGCCAACCUCUCUUGAGUGUUCAGAAGUGAAGAGAAUUAUCCAUGAAAUGUCAUGAAAUCUUCUUGUUAUGAUAAAGAAAACAGCAGCUAAUUAAGAAAGAACAUUUAAACGUUUGGGCACUUUUGUCUGGAAAAGGAUUUCUGUAAAAUUUAUUAGGAUGAGAUGAAUCUUUAGUAGAUCAUAUGUUCAAGACUUAUUUCUUUCAAAGAAAAUAAGCACAUAAAUGCUUAACACAUCAGAGACAAACUGAUUAAAAAUUUGGAUCAUUCAAUGAUGGCAGUAGAUGUUUUAGUCUCAAUAUUAGGAUCUCAGACGGGGCUGUUUUAACAAGGACUAUUAAAAUACUCUUUUUUUAUAUUUGGAAACCUCUCAAAAGUGCCCAGACAUGGUGGGAUUGUGGGUGUGCAGGGCCAGGAGCUGGAUUUGGAUGAUCCUUGUGGGUCCCCUCCAGCUCAGCAUAUUGAAUUCUGUACACCUUUUCCAGUUUGUGCCAGUAAAACCAAGAUUUACUGGAACUUCUAGACACCAUAUUGUGUCAUUUCACCCACAGUUAGGCUACAGAGAUGAGUAAUGAUGAAGAAAUUUGACUUCUCUAACAAAAUAAGCUUGGUUUUGCUGCUUGGUGAGUUUUCCUUGCCCAGCACUGUCAAGAGGAGAGGAGCAGGAGAUGCUCCUGGGGUGCUGCUGCUCUGCAUUCCUUGGACACACCCGAGUGUUAUUCCAGCUCUUGGGAUCAUGGAACUCAAUGGCUGUAGACUUAGAAAAUUCUAUCUAUUUUUUUUUUUCUUUUUUACAGCUUUGUAAGCAUGUUUGGCUGAACCCUGGGGUUUCUUACACAACAAUCCCACAUACAUAUAUAUAAAUAUAUAUGUAUAUGUAUAUAUACUAUAUAACCCUUCCCAGGGACAGCUAAAAAGUCACUAUUUUCUUUUUAGUUGUGUAAAAACUGUAUAACUUUCUUGUAUCAUCAUGACCAGAGAGUGCAGAAUUUUCAUUCCAGGCUGCAGGUGACCAACAAAUGACAACUUGAGAACUUCAUGUUAAAUUCAGUGUAAGCAUUAUGCACCCUCCUCUUCAUGGGAAGCAUCCCAAGGACACAAGAAAUGGUGUUUUAUUGUUCCUACAAAAAUUAUAAUUUAUUGGCUUAGCUUUGGGGAGGGGGUGACUUAAAAAUCUUGGUGAUGACCCAGAUGAAAACAUCUUAAAACAAGACUUGCACUUGAUUUUAUGGGACACUUGGUCAGCAGCCCAAAAAUGGACUUGAUGUGAAAACAGACAUUUAAUUUCUUGGAGCUUUUAAACUCCUAAAAUGCCUGUUAUUAAAUGGCUUAGAAAUAUUCCUGAGCAACCUGGACUAAAUCAAAUACACAGAACAAGAAAUAUUUCAAAGGAUAUGGAGUAACUUUGCUCAAAUUUCAUAGAUGUUUCCCUUUGCCUUUCCAUUAAACAGUUUGACAACAAAUCCCAGGUAUCAGUGCCUGCUGUCCCAGGGUAAAAACGUGGCUGGAACUGGGCUGGGUUUGUCUGGGGAUGGAUGAAGGGGAGGGGAAAAUGAAGUGUUCUCUCCAGACCUGAAUUCUUAACUGCCAACUGCAAAGGUCACACUAUUAAGUGUUUCUUAAUAGUGGGGGUGUUUUUAGAAGCAAAGGGAUUUUUGGAUCAAUACUCAAUUUAAUUAGAGGUCAUAAAUCUAACAAUACUGAGGAGCAGAUGCUUCAGAAUGAGAUCUGAAGUGGCUCUAAAUGGGCAAAUGGAGCAAUCUAUCCACAGGAACACUUCUACUCUUUAAACACAGAUUAAUUGUUGAUUUGCUGGGCAAAUAAGGGCUUUUUUUCUGGAUUUAUGUGUUGUUAUUCUCAUUAGUAUAACUAGAUAUCUGUAGUAAGUUUUAAAGUAUCAUAUUAAGCUUGGAGGUUUAGCUCAAGGCUGCGAUUCCCACAGUCUAUGCUGUUUUUCUGGUUUUUAAAAGUUACCCAUUUUUACAUUUGUUGUCUUAAUUUUGGUCAUUGUUUCCUUCCCUUUGUAUUGCAAGACAAGAUAAAUGUUAAGUGCCUUCUGUUUUCCACGUCCUUCAUUUCACACUCCUAUAUUUUCCUUGGGUUUUUUUUCUCUAAAUGAAAGUAUUUUUCUUUUUGUCUCCUUC
Agelaius phoeniceus (red-winged blackbird) is the source of this 4446-nucleotide messenger RNA. RefSeq names its product zinc finger and BTB domain-containing protein 8A-like. Gene Ontology annotation, molecular function: protein binding; DNA-binding transcription factor activity, RNA polymerase II-specific; RNA polymerase II cis-regulatory region sequence-specific DNA binding. Gene Ontology annotation, biological process: regulation of transcription by RNA polymerase II. NCBI's taxonomy places the organism in Eukaryota, Metazoa, Chordata, Aves, Passeriformes, Icteridae. The record is from RefSeq and is a predicted model, not a curated record.